UACAGAUUCUCCAUUCUUCUCUCUUUGCUUUCACUUCUCUUUGCUUUCUUCUCUCCCAUAUGCAUACUUCGUCGUCUUCUCCUGAAUUCUUCACUUCUUCUUCUUCUUCUUCUUCUUCUUCUUCUUCAUCUUCUUCUUCUUCUGUUGUUCAUCGCCAUUCCCUUCAGUUCCCUCUUCAGCAGCGCCUCCGGUGUAUGCUGCUGGUUUUUUCUGGCGGCUUCGUGGCGUCUUCAAUUAGUCAUAUAGUAUGCUUCAAGAAGCUUCAACAAAACCUGAGGGAGAACUUGAAGUUAGCUUUGGUUAUAAAUGCAAUGGUAACAUAUAUGAAAUUCAUGAUGUUUCUGACAAGUUCGAGAUCCAGCCUAGACUUCCAAAGAUCAGCAGUUUCUCUUGCUUAUCUGGUGCUGCCUUGAGUGCUAAUGCAACCCUAGCAAACACAAAUAUAUGCAAUGGAUUGAUAGGAGAAGAAAUUCUGCCGACCUGGGAUUCUCCUACUUCAUUCCGAAAGGUUCCCUCAUCACCUACCCUUUCAAGGUUGGAUAUAUUGUCAUCGUCUCUGCAGAGUAGUCUGUCAAACUUAAGUUGCAGUCCAUCUACCUCAACCUCUGAAUAUGAUUCAUACUUGUUGAAAUCCAUGAGUGCUCCAUCCGGAAGUGAAGGUUUUCUUAAUGUUAAGGAAGUGCAAGUGGCAGGUGGAGCUGCUGGUGAGGACAGGGUCCAAGCCGUUUGUUCUGAAGAAAAUGGAUGGCUAUUUUGUGCAAUUUAUGAUGGUUUCAAUGGAAGAGAUGCAGCUGAUUUUCUUGCUGGCACAUUGUAUGAAACCAUCGUAUUUUAUUUUAACCUACUAGAUUGGGAAGCUAAGAAUGAAACCUCUGACGGUUUGGACAUGGACAAUUCACAUCUUCUUGAUGAUAGUAGCAUCACUCAAGGAAGAUUUCCUCCUUUGGGAAAUAAUAAUAAAAUUGCUUCAGAUAUGCACAAUGUAUUAGAGAACCAUUCAUAUGCCAAAGCAGGAAUGACAAACUACCCUCUAAGGUAUGGGGUGUUCGAUAGCCUCCAGCGUGCUCUUAGUCAAACAGAGAAUGAUUUUCUGCACAUGGUUGAACAGGAAAUGGAGGAUCGUCCUGAUUUAGUUUCUGUUGGGUCAUGUGUUUUAGUUGUUCUUCUUCAUGGAAAGGAUUUGUACACACUAAAUUUGGGUGAUAGUAGAGCAGUACUAGCUACCCUUGAUGAGGGUGCUAUGAGAGGGAAUGGGGGACUGAAGGCUGUACAGCUCACUGAGAGUCACACUGUGGAUAAUGAACUUGAAAGAGCACAGUUACAACAUGAUCAUCCUGAUGAUCCGACAAUCAUUGUUGGUGGGAAAGUCAAAGGAAAACUGAAGGUGACUCGGGCGUUUGGAGUUGGCUACUUGAAGACGAAAAAAUUUAAUGAUGCUUUGAUGGGUAUUCUUCGAGUUCGUAAUCUAAUAAGCCCUCCCUAUAUUUCCACUCAACCGGCAUUGUCUAUCCAUAGGAUAUCAAAAUCAGAUUGCUUUGUUAUAGUUGGAAGUGAUGGUUUAUUUGACUUUUUUGACAAUGAGGAGGCAGUGAACCUUGUCCAUUCAUAUAUCUUGAGCAACCCAACUGGUGAUCCUGCAAAAUUUUUACUGGAGCAGCUUCUAUUGAAAGCAGCUGAUUGCGCAGGUUUUAGCAAAGAAGAAUUAAUAACCAUUCCAGCCGGCAGGAGAAGGAAAUAUCAUGAUGAUGUAACUGUUAUUGUAAUCAUCCUUGGAACAAAUCAGCGCACCACAAGGGCAUCUACUAGCAUAAAAGGGCCAUUUCCUUUAGGUAGACGUGCGGCCAAGGCCAAGGCAUCAUCUCUGAGUAAAGGCAAACGUAGUUAAGAUGACAACUUGAUACAGACAGCCACACGAGAGAAGUGAAGGUAAAAGGACAACACAAUUAACAAUGUAGAUGAAAACAGCAAUCACUCUUUGCCCUUUUCUCUGUGUUGUAGCAGUUCCAAGUCUUGUUUGACAUUAAAGUGGUAGGUGUUCUCUCAUUAUCUUAUAUCUUAUUCUUAUGUACCCAACCAUAUUUUACUUCUUCCCUUCCCUUUCACUAUCUCUCAGCUCCCAACUUCCUUCCUUCUAUUGGAUUUUGGUAUAUAGUUUUGUAUUACAGAGCUUGGUAGUCCAAAUUUAUGGUGUCUAUGUUUGAAUUUUUUGAGGUGAAAUGGGUUUCAAAAGUA
Benincasa hispida (wax gourd) is the source of this 2232-nucleotide messenger RNA. RefSeq names its product Protein phosphatase 2C family protein. Gene Ontology annotation, molecular function: protein serine/threonine phosphatase activity. The record is from RefSeq and is a predicted model, not a curated record. NCBI's taxonomy places the organism in Eukaryota, Viridiplantae, Streptophyta, Magnoliopsida, Cucurbitales, Cucurbitaceae. Gene Ontology annotation, biological process: protein dephosphorylation.